This is a messenger RNA of Caenorhabditis elegans, 1008 nucleotides long. RefSeq names its product Carbohydrate sulfotransferase (gene F49D11.6). Gene Ontology annotation, cellular component: membrane. The record is from RefSeq and is marked reviewed. Bases 7 to 951 code for a protein of 314 amino acids. Gene Ontology annotation, molecular function: sulfotransferase activity; chondroitin 4-sulfotransferase activity. Lineage: Eukaryota; Metazoa; Nematoda; Chromadorea; Rhabditida; Rhabditidae. The transcript has 7 exons. Gene Ontology annotation, biological process: positive regulation of response to oxidative stress; chondroitin sulfate proteoglycan biosynthetic process.
CGAACAAUGACAACGCGAAUCCAGAAAUUAUUUUAUGGUUGUCUAGUUUUUUCAAUUUCCUUUGCAAUUUUUUGGUAUUUUCCUGAAAUUCGAAAAGGAUGUGAUAUUAUAGUUGAUGGAACAGUAGUGAACUUCAGUGGUGUUGAGGAUUUCAUAGUUCCAUUCAUCAAUUAUACAACACUGUUUUAUACUGCGCCAAAAUACAAGUUAAUUUCAUGUGGUCUUCGAAAAUCGAUGACCCAACUUACAAUGAAUUUAAUGUGCUUAUUAUACAACGAACAGCAAUAUUUCGAAGAUAAUAACAGUUUAAAUGACACGUGGAAGAUUAAAAGACGAUGCCUUGCCGACGAGUACAACUUUUAUUAUCCAACAAAGGCUCUGAAAAAUGAUUUGGAAACUGUUAGAUUUGCAUUCAUUCGGGAUCCGAUCCAGAGAUUCGUGUCACUUUAUUUGGACAAAUGCGUACAUGAAAAGCGGUGCUACAAAUGCGGAACUGAUAUGAGAUGCAUUGUGGAAAAUAUUUAUUUAAAAUUGAAAGCAGUACAAGAAAAUCAGGAUAAUAUUACAGUCACAUACAUGGAAGGCCACGCUGCUCCGCUAUCUUGGAACUGUGAAUUUAACACGGACCUUUCGAAAUGGCAAUUACUGAUGAUGGGAGCAGAUUCAUAUGAAAGAAAUUCCUCGAUUCUGCAUUUGACAACAAUUUUGAAGAAACGAGGAGUUAAUGAAACUUUAGUCGAAAAAAUUCAACAGGAUAUGAUUGCCGGUGAAACAGGCCACUCUACCCAUAAGUCUGCAGAAAGAAUUGAAGCAGAAAGACAAGUACGAGAAGAUCCAUUUAUUCGAGAUUUACUUCAUAAAAUUUAUUUCUUUGAUUAUGUUGUAUUUCCAUUUAAAAGAGAUCACUUGGAUCCAAAGUAUCAGUCCAAUUUUUGGACGUUACCUAAAUAAAAUUGAGUUUCAUUGCCAAAAAUGUUUCAUUAAUGUAAGUAAAAUUUAAAUUUAAAU